UGGUUUGACAUUCUCACAACUGUGGGGAAUUAUUCUAAUGCUCACAUGAGCAUGCCCAGCCUUCAGCUGGAGUUCAUGUAUGAUCCUGGGGUCAUGAUAGCAUUUUCAGGAAGGAUAGUCAGGCAUGGGGUCCAUGAAAUAGCAGGGGAUCGGGUUGCUUGGGCAUGGUAUAUGAGGGAUUCAGUCCAUAUUUAUGCAGGUGUUCCUUCAUGUGGAUGGGCCAUGAUGGAUUCGGUAAAGAUUCCAUUUGGUGAAACAUCGGCCAAGGAAGGUCAUUAG
This is a messenger RNA of Suillus paluster, 279 nucleotides long. RefSeq lists its product as uncharacterized. The record is from RefSeq and is a predicted model, not a curated record. Lineage: Eukaryota; Fungi; Basidiomycota; Agaricomycetes; Boletales; Suillaceae. The annotation marks the transcript as partial. The transcript has a single exon.